AUGCUGCGGGCGGGCGGCCGGGCUGUGCUGCGGGUCGGGCCCUGGGGCCGGGAGCCCGGGGCGGGCGGGCGGCGGCGCUGCUGCAGCUCUGGGCCGGACGGCCUGAAGCAGACGCCCCUCCAUGCUUUCCACCGGCAGCAGGGUGGCAGGAUGGUGAACUUCGCUGGCUGGAGCAUGCCUGUGCACUACGCGCUGAGCCACCUGGAGUCCCACCUGCACACGCGCCAGCACUGCUCCCUCUUUGAUGUCUCCCACAUGCUGCAGACCAAGGUGUUUGGCCGGGACCGGGUGAAGUUCAUGGAGAGCCUUGUGGUUGGGGACAUCGCGGAGCUGAAGCCAGACCAGGGCACCCUGUCUCUCUUCACUAAUGAGGAGGGAGGCAUCCUCGACGACCUGAUUGUGACCAGCACGUCGGAGCAGCACCUCUACGUGGUGUCCAACGCAGGCUGCAGGGAGAAGGACUGGGCCCUGAUGCAGGGCCGAGCAGAGGAGCUGCGGGCUGCAGGCGGCGACGUGCACCUGGAGGUCUCUGAGAACGCGCUGCUAGCUCUGCAAGGUCCCUCGGCGGUGCAGGUGCUGCAGACAGGCGUGUCGGACGACCUGGCCAAGCUGCUCUUCAUGAGUAGUGCGGUGAUGGGCGUGUUUGGGGUGCCAGGCUGUAGGGUGACGCGCUGCGGCUACACCGGAGAGGAUGGUGUGGAGAUCUCGGUGCCCGUGGGGCGCGCGGUGGAGCUGGUGGAGCUGCUGCUCAGGGACCCACAAGUGCAGUUGGCAGGGCUGGCGGCCAGGGACAGCCUGCGCCUGGAGGCGGGGCUCUGUCUCUAUGGCAACGACAUUGAUGAGACGACCACGCCUGUGGAGGCAGCUCUGGUGUGGACACUGGGGAAGCGGCGCCGGCUGGCCAUGGAUUUCCCCGGUGCCCCAGUCAUUGUGCCCCAGAUCAAAGGGAAGGUUAAGCGCAAGCGCGUGGGGCUGAUUUCCACAGGCCCCCCCAUCCGGCCACACAUGCCCAUCCUGAGCCCGGAGGGCAGGCCCAUCGGCGAAGUAACCAGUGGCUGCCCCUCUCCCUGCCUGAAGAAGAAUGUGGCCAUGGGCUAUGUGGAGGGCGAGCAGAGCCAGGUGGGCACGGUGCUGGCAGUGGAGGUGCGGAAGAAGAGCUGCCCUGCCCUGGUCACCAGGAUGCCCUUUGUGCCCACCCGCUACCACACGCUCAAGUGA
Molecule: messenger RNA, 1218 nt
Organism: Emys orbicularis (European pond turtle)
Lineage: Eukaryota; Metazoa; Chordata; Testudines; Emydidae
Gene: AMT
Product: aminomethyltransferase
Exons: 9
Coding region: 1-1218 (405 amino acids)
Biological process (GO): glycine catabolic process
Cellular component (GO): mitochondrion
Molecular function (GO): protein binding; aminomethyltransferase activity
Source: RefSeq, a predicted model, not a curated record